GUCGCUCACCGUAAUCAAAGCAAAUCGCAACAUUCAGUUUUAUAUUGUGGACUAUAAAAGUCCUCAGGAUAUUAUUCAUCUCAGAGAAACAUUCGGAAGGACGCAGAGAAGCAGAUGAGGGUUAUUUUGUUGGCAGGUGCGGUGAUAAAAGCCACAUGUCACUGGAACCCAAAGUGGUUUACAUGCAUUAUAUUGUGAGCUGGGAGGAGGAGGUAAAGGCAAUCUCAGCUUUGAGGGCUCUGCUGUCUGCAAGGAAAUUACAUCCUUAAACCUCACACACAAAACUCUGCAGGAAACUUUCCUAGUCCAGUCAGUCAGACUAAGAGGGGGAAGCAGUGUGGGUGCCUCCUUACUCAGAAGAAUUGGAAGACCAGGCGAAAGAGGCUGAGAAACAAUAAACUCUCCUGGAAGGAACCGUCUCCUUGGAACUUAAAAAAAUACAUUUGAAGUGUUUCGGCUGAAAAGAGACCUUUAUUUGACGCUUAAGAAAAGGAUAUCCCCUGGAAUAAUGAAAACCUUACUUCUCCUGUGCGCUUGGGUGAUCCUCUGCAACGCCCUGCCUUUUGAACAGAGAGGAUUCUGGGACUUUUCCAUGGAUGAUGGAUUUGCAAUGAUGAAAGAUGAGGCCGCUGAGGAUGGCUCAGGCUUUGGUACAAUUCCUAAUGCCUCACUACCCACAGGCCGAACAAACAUACCUGGCUUCGACAUAUGUCCGUUUGGGUGCCAGUGCCACUUGCGUGUGGUACAGUGCUCUGACCUGGGUCUGAUAAGUGUGCCCAAAAACAUUCCCAAGGACACCACCCUCCUGGACCUACAGAACAACAAAAUAAUGGAAAUAAAAAAAGACGAUUUUAAGGGACUUACCAGCCUAUACGCCCUGGUUUUAGUAAACAACAAAAUCUCCAAAGUUAACGAGAAGGCUUUUGAACCAUUGCACAAGCUGCAAAAGUUGUACAUUUCAAAAAACAACCUUGAGGAGAUUCCAAAGAGCCUGCCCAAAUCCUUGGUGGAACUACGGAUUCAUGAAAACAACAUCAAAAAGAUUCCAAAGGAUGUCUUCAAUGGACUCAAAAACAUGAACUGCAUCGAAAUGGGAGGAAACCCUCUUCAGAAUGGAGGCAUUGAAGCUGGAGCUUUCGACGGUUUGAAACUGAAUUACCUGCGAAUCUCAGAAGCUAAAUUGUCAGGCAUCCCUAAAGGUCUCCCCAGCAGUCUAAACGAGCUCCACCUUGACCACAACAAAAUCCAGGCGAUUGAAAUGGGAGACUUUAGCCAGUAUCCAAGUUUAUACAGGCUAGGACUGGGGUACAAUACCAUCAGAAAUGUAGAGAACGGCAGCCUCUCCUCCCUCCCUAUCCUGCGAGAGCUCCAUCUGGACAAUAACAAGCUCUCCAAGGUCCCCCUAGGACUGCCCGACCUGAAGUUCCUACAAGUCAUCUACUUGCACUCCAACAACAUCACCCAGAUUGGCGUCAAUGACUUCUGCCCAGUGGGAUUUGGCGUGAAGCGCGCUUACUACAAUGGAAUCAGCCUCUUCAAUAACCCGGUUCCUUACUGGGAGGUGCAGCCCGCCACCUUCCGCUGCGUCACUGACCGCUUGGCCAUCCAGUUUGGAAACUACAGGAAGUAAUUUGGGGGCGUUUCACCAAAGUACCUAAGGAAGUGAUGGAGCGAGAGAGAAAAUGCGAUGAAGAGAAGAAUCCAACUAGAGUGAAAACAAUAAAAUAAAGAAAUAAAAAUAAAAAAUAAAUCCAGUGAUGCGCCACGAGACAGUGUGUAAAGCGGUAACUAAAUCCCGCGCUUUAGGUAACGUUCCUGUGCUGCCUAAAUUCUGGCACAACUGUAUAAGUAACCAGAAUGUAAUUGCAGGUAGGUAGUAGCUGCACUAAACCUGUAUAGCCAUAAUUCUGUAACCCCUUACUGGUGAGCUUAUUAGCCGACCUGUAGCUCUCCAAAUGGUAAAGAACUACUGCUCCCAGGAUGCUUCUUUCCCGGGCCUGCAAUUGGACGCCCAUCUUUGGUUUAUUGUACUGAAAGUACAUAAAUCACGUAACAUAUGUCCCAAGACAUGAUCCAAUUCCAAACACAAUCGAAAGUUCCUUUGUUUACUAACACACACUAAAGAGACCUGGAUGUCAGCGGUCUUCUGAGACUUUAUCGCCAUCUGUGUACAGUAUAGUCAGGCAGCAACGCAUUGGUGAUGUAUAAACAGCUUGCAUCCAAUACCGCACAGGUUAACCUUUGCACAUUGUCAUUACGUAUCGUGUACAGUAAAAUGACAAUCGUUUUGUAAUCAGCACACACAUUCCUUAUAACAGAUGGGACCAGUGUGGGUCUUGGUAAAUUACUUGACACUUUAGAAUAAAAUUUACCACCCCACAGAAUCUUCUUGCUUCAUUUUUCCAUUUUUAUUAAUUAUUUUAAUGCUCGCCUAUGACACAAACACACUCCCUGUGCUUUGCAGGGCAAGGCACGGCGGGCUCUCUCCGCCGUGGAAGAGUUAAACUCCAUUCACGGUGCAGUGCAUAGCAUUUAACUCCUUCCCUGCCAGUUUGGAGCGCCCUUCUGGUGGUAAAGGGAUUAAGAAGCCUGCAAUAAUGGCACAGCACUUUAGUUACCCCUAAUUCAUGCAGGAUCAUGCAAACAGCAUUAAAAAACAGCAUGCAAAAUUAGUCAGCUUUACUUUAAUUGUGUGCUUUUGUAAAUUGCUUCCAGAAUGGAUCAGUGGAGUAACACUGCCACCUAGAGGAAAUAAAUGGCGUUGCUCCGAAAGCAGGGCGCUCGCUAAAAAAAAAAAAAAAAAAUGUGAUGGAAUUAAAAGUGAAACACUUUAAAUAUUUUAUGUACCUGUUUUUGUAAUCACCAGCUACAGUAUCAAAAAUGUGUUGGUUUGUUUUGUCUCGCAUACAGAAACACAGUGUUAAUGAAUAAAUGGUUUUUUUUUUUGGUUUUUUUUUAUGUAUUACAAAUAAUAAAAUCAGCUGUGGAUACUUUCGGACAACUUUAGGAAUUUGUAUUACAGUUUAAUCAUAUAUUUUUUUUAUUUCUUACAAUCAAAUUAUGAUAUAUUAAAAUAUUGCCAUUCUGCCUUA
Messenger RNA from Pseudophryne corroboree (corroboree frog), 3092 nucleotides. RefSeq names its product biglycan (gene BGN). The coding region runs from base 509 to 1630 and encodes 373 amino acids. Gene Ontology annotation, molecular function: protein binding. The transcript is spliced from 8 exons. Lineage: Eukaryota; Metazoa; Chordata; Amphibia; Anura; Myobatrachidae. The record is from RefSeq and is a predicted model, not a curated record.